Molecule: messenger RNA, 1391 nt
Organism: Varroa destructor (honeybee mite)
Lineage: Eukaryota; Metazoa; Arthropoda; Arachnida; Mesostigmata; Varroidae
Product: retinol dehydrogenase 11-like
Source: RefSeq, a predicted model, not a curated record
AGAACAUGCGAGAGGUUAUGAAAAAGUCUCGAAAGAAGUAAACGCUGAAACAGCAAGCGUAGCUAGCCAACUGUACAAACUGGUAUAUUUCUGGGAAUUGACUUGAACGAGAGAUGUUUCCCCUCUUGAUAGUGUUCAAAGGGUUUGCCUUAGGUCUGGCGUUAUAUCUGUUGCGCUGGUGGAGAGCUUCUCAAUGGGCCAUUUUUACCAAAACAGCUGACUGCUCCAAGAAGGUUUUUGUUGUAACAGGCGCAACAUCAGGGAUAGGCCGUGCUACCGCCGAAGAGCUGGCGGCACGUGGGGGCACAAUAGUUAUGGCGUGCAGGAAUCUUGAUCAGGCAAAGAAAGUUGCUGAUUAUCUAAUGCGAACAUAUAAGAGGUCUCGCAUUCUUGCGAUAAAGCUGGAUUUGUCUGAUUUCGAUUCAAUCGACGCAUUCUGUCGCACCUGUAAGGCAAACCUUCCGCGUAUAGAAGUCCUCGUUCUUAACGCAGGAGUGGCAUUUUGCCCAUACCAAAAGACUCGUCAGGGAUUGGAGCUUCAAAUGGGAGUAAAUCAUUUUGGGCACGCAAGACUCACUAUUGGUUUGAUGUCGCUGUUGAAGAGAAGCCCGGAACCUCGCGUGAUUCAGGUGUCAUCUAGUCUUUACAAAAAGUCUAAUCUCCCAGAUCGACUUGCGGCACUUCCGGAUGAGGCCCGUGUAGAGGACCUUUGUUAUCAGGAAGACAACUACGAUAAAAGCCGGGCGUACGCAGAUUCGAAAUUGGCCGGCAUGCUUUUCAUGCAUCAGAUGAGUCGGCGAUAUCCAGCUAUUCGUUGGUAUUCAGUUUCGCCGGGCAUCGUUAACUCGAAAUUGGGCAGGCAUCGACCAGCAAUGUUCUACAUGAUGUGCCUUCCGCUUUAUAUUCCGUUUGCCCUUUUGGCCGUUCGAACGCCGAAGCAAGGAUGUCAAACGGUCUUGUUUGCUGCUCUUGAUGAUAAAAUUGAUACCCAAUAUGGUUACUACAGGGAUUGUCGUUUAGAAAACGUGUCGAGUCUAUUAAUGAACUCUAACCUGAGCGAGAGGCUCUUUCAAGCAACGCAGGAGAUCUUUAAUCACUGUGAUGACAUUGCCGAAUGAAGAAAGCGGACGCGCACUAUAGAUUACAUAGUGUGGUUUCUGACUAUAGAAUACAAAGAUCAAAACGGGUGGUAAUUGUGCCCUCUUUUGCCUGAAAAAUAUAGCUCAAGUUUUAGUAGUAAUUUACAAUAAACGCCGCAUCUACAAGUAGAAAUAGGGUUGUGUUUCUAAGAUAGGCCAGCAUUUAGCAUAGUUUGCCUUCGUUUGAGCCUUUUGACAAGUCCUCUAAAUUUAGCGAGUUAAGCCAAUAAUAAAAACACGUUCUAAAUUGUA